Ochlerotatus camptorhynchus is the source of this 2010-nucleotide messenger RNA. RefSeq names its product transmembrane protease serine 9-like. The record is from RefSeq and is a predicted model, not a curated record. Bases 61 to 1830 code for a protein of 589 amino acids. NCBI's taxonomy places the organism in Eukaryota, Metazoa, Arthropoda, Insecta, Diptera, Culicidae. Gene Ontology annotation, biological process: proteolysis. Gene Ontology annotation, molecular function: serine-type endopeptidase activity. The transcript has 4 exons.
UUGUUUUUUUUACUGAAAUUCACUUGCGUUGAUUUAUGUUUAAAAAACCUUGUCUGAAAAAUGAUACCAAUUAUAAUAUUUCGGAAAAACGUAUUCAAUUUUAUAGUGUUAAUUGUUAUUAUCCUUCUGAGUACGAAAGAUACCCUCCAACAAGAUCCGUUCCAGUGUGGAAUACCGCAGAUUAGCAGAUCCGAGCUAAUAGUACAGGGCCACGAUACUAUAGCAGGUGCAUGGCCCUGGCAUGCAGCGAUCUACCACAGAAAUCGUCGCUCGGAUAGCUACGCCUGCGGUGGAACGCUUAUCAGUGAACAAUUCGUUUUGACGGCAGCACACUGCGUUUUCGAUCCAGAUAAUAGACAGCAAUUAGUGAAUCACCGCAUCUUCGUUCGACUGGGUGUUCACAAUUUGGAUUUAUUGAAUAGAAAAUCCUUCCAGCAGCAUGAAAUCCAUAAGAUUUACAAACCUAUCAACUCUACCGGUGAUGACUUCAGGAAUGACAUUGCUAUACUGGAAUUGAGCACGUUGGUUGUGUUGGAUGAUUUCGUGCAACCGGCUUGUUUGAGUCUAUCGAAAGAUCUCACCAAUCAAUAUGGAACAGUGAUUGGUUGGGGAGUGGCAGAGAAUGAUGAUAUUUCCCGAAUUUUGAAAAGCACUCAGAUACCUGUAGUGGAUGCUGUAACUUGUCUCAAAAGUAACCGGAAAGUGUUUGGAAACACUUUGGACGAAGGGAUAUUCUGCGCUGGCUAUACGAACGGUACCAGCGUGUGCAACGGGGAUAGUGGUGGUGGAUUAUUUUUCAAUGUAGAUAACGCCUGGUACUUGGGAGGAAUUGUAUCCUAUUCGAAACCACGUGAUGGCAGCAAUCUCUGCGAUCCCAAAAGCUACGGAGCAUUUACCAAGGUGUAUACAUAUUUGCCUUGGAUUUCAUCAGUUACUAAACUGAAGUUUCUCAAAGACGAAGAAGCAUUGACAGCAGAUGAUUUACGUCCUGAACUUGACAGUUGUGAACCGUCGGACGUCGAUCCAUCGAAGACUUAUACAAACACAUUAUUGCCUCGUAAUUGUGGCGUCUACCUAACAAAUCGGAUCAUAAAAGGGAAUCGAACGGAUGUUUUUGAAUUUCCCUGGAUGGCACUGAUCCUGUAUAGGACACCGCAUAGGGUAUGCGCUGGAACUCUGAUCAGUAAACGUUACGUUCUCACAUCUACCCGUUGUACAUGGGCGUAUAUCGAACCGAUUAAAGUUCGAUUGGGAGAGCAUACCAUUGGACAGGAUAGGGAUUGCAAUGGACUAGAUGAUAACAGCGAUUGUGCUCCACCUGUUCGCGACUAUCGAAUUGAAUGUAUUAUACGACACCAGAGCUACACUCCCGGAACGAUAUCACAUACCAUCGCUCUGAUUCGGCUGGACAGGAACGUUCAAUUCGAAGAUCAUAUUCAACCAAUCUGUUUACCGGUCACCGAUUUCUUGAAGAAAUUAAAUCCUCAAAAGUACAUUAUCACGGGUUGGGGCGAUACAGAACUGGAACGAAAGUCAAUGCAGUUACUUAAGACUUUCGUUACCUCUGCUAAACCAUACUUCUGCCGGAGUUGGAUACAUCCGGUUUUUAGGAAGCGAGAUCAGAGGCAACUUUGCGUGAAGCAGACAGAUGGACCGGAUGCGUGCCUUGGAGAUAGUGGAGGACCAUUAGGCUACAGUGCUCCGUACAAUGGAAUGCGCUUCAUACAGUUCGGAAUUGUAUCGUUUGGAUCCGGGUGUGGCGCUGUCCCUUCGAUAUACACCAAAGUUGCUUACUAUAUGGAUUGGAUAUCCGCGAAUAUGAAAUCGUAAUCCUAUUAAUGUACGUUUGUGUUACGCAAUGGUUCAAUAAAAUAAGCCUUAUUCAAAUUUUGAAUUAUUAACUAUAGUAUUCGAACACGCGUACAUUUUUCCUGAUGUCACGAUCUGAAUUUAACAUCUUAUCUCAUCUUAGUGUUUUUGAAUAGGUACUUCCAUAGUUUUUACCUGAGA